AUGGAGAAACCCUCAAAAUCAGGCCGUAAUGAGUGUCUACCAUCAACGGGACCUUUGUAUACUAUUCUGCCCUCAGCCGACCUUGCCUUGACUGGGAGGUAUCCCCCAAAGGCAUUCAAAAGCAUUGAAAGGCUCAAGGAAACAAUAAAAGCCACCUUUAUUACACUUGAAGAGCACGAUAUUGAUCAAUACCUGUCUCUAGGAUCUGUGUCUGAACAGAAUUUGCAACACCUGGUCAAGGACCGCCAGGAGCUAUGUUAUCCAGUCAGGUUUACAUACUUCCCAGAUAUUGAAACACUCAUUGUCAAACUCGCCAUACAAAGGCAGAACGUGGCUCGCAUGGCAUUCAGGCGAGAGAUCACCUCCCAGUUAAGGAUCAUGAGUCUCGACAUCGAGGAGCGUCCUGGCCUAUGGCCGUCCAUGCACGUUGGCCCUACUGGUUCCGUGAAAGAAGCUGACGAUAGUUGGUCUCAUCCCUUAGUAGAGCCUAGGAAUAAGGAUUGGCCAAGGAUCGUCAUUGAGAGUGCGGUAGCAGAAUCGAUCCCCAGACUCCGUCAAGGUGCCUCCUGGUGGAUAAAUAACUCUAACGGGCAAGUGAGAAUCGUGAUCUUGAUCAGUGUGCACAAAGAAAGUAAGCGUAUAGUAUUCGAAAAGUAUUUCCCAAAGCCCAGUGUUUCUUCCAACACCGGAACGCAACUUGGGACAGCUUAUAUCCCAGACUUGAUUUCAACUACUGAAGUGUGCUAUGGAGAUGACCCUCCAGAUGUCCGAGGCCCUUCAGUCACGCUGGAGUUCCAGCGCUUAGUGGGUAGAAAACCGCUAUUGUCUGAGAAAGAUGUCAUUCUGUGGCCAGAGCUGCUCUUGGGAAUCGCUGAAGACAUCUUUGAAUAUGACGGCUUUCCCCCGCUCAGACUGGCACGGUACAGCGCUCCCCAUAUGUUAACCUCUCAUCUGAAUAGUGGAGGCGCCCAUACUCCUAAUGCUCGUUGGCCAUAG
This is a messenger RNA of Aspergillus tubingensis, 996 nucleotides long. Its product is annotated as major facilitator superfamily protein. Lineage: Eukaryota; Fungi; Ascomycota; Eurotiomycetes; Eurotiales; Aspergillaceae. The record is from RefSeq and is a predicted model, not a curated record. The coding region runs from base 1 to 996 and encodes 331 amino acids. The transcript has a single exon.